Messenger RNA from Chiroxiphia lanceolata (lance-tailed manakin), 1047 nucleotides. RefSeq lists its product as uncharacterized. Bases 52 to 1047 code for a protein of 331 amino acids. The transcript is spliced from 9 exons. NCBI's taxonomy places the organism in Eukaryota, Metazoa, Chordata, Aves, Passeriformes, Pipridae. The record is from RefSeq and is a predicted model, not a curated record.
GUUAAUCUCAUCUCUGUGAAAACACUGGCCCUGAGAAACAGACUGAUUACCAUGGAUGAAGAAGUAUUGGUGCAAACAGUUAACCCUUCAGGCUGGCAAGCCUCUGAAGAUUCAGCAAGAAUUGAUCCUGAAGCUAAACCACAGACCAGCAUUCACUCAUUUGCUCUUCUGCCGGGCAGCAUUAUUGAUUAUUCAGAGGACAUACAGGAAUAUCCUUCAUGUGUGAUUAAAAGUGUUACAGUGAAAGACACACCUGAAGAGGAUGGAGGGGGAAAGUCAUGGUUGCACAAGCUUGGAAUGAAUAUAAACAAGUGGUCAUUUCUGAAUUCCCUGAUUGGAUGGAGUGAAAACAGAACUCAGAAAAAAGAUCAUGUUACCACGUUCGGAGGUUGUUCUGAUACUGAUCACAAAGCAACUGAGCUGAAGGAAUGUACAAACAAAGAAGUGCUGUAUAUUCCCUACAAUUUGGCUACAUUGUAUAUCAUCAAGAUUGUAAAAGACAUGCAGCAAAUGAAAAGCAAACACAUGAAAAUAAUCAGAAAACUAGACAAUAUAAGGAAAGAAAACCAUGAGCAGAUUAUAACUACUAUAAAGAAAUAUUAUGGAGAGAAAAUGAGGCGUCUGAAAUCCCAGUUAGAAGCUUACCAAGAACUGAUGAACAAGAGCAACACACAUUGGGAAGACACAGUUAAGAGCCUGAAAGAAAGAAACAGGCAACUGAUCCAAGAGAAUGAAGAUCUUCUUUACCAAAUGAAACAACAAACAGAGAACUGGGAAGAAGAAAAGGUCUGGAUUCUACAAAAUUUGUGUAAAAAUCUAGAUUAUCUUUAUACCCAACAUGCACUGACUUUGCAGGAACUACACAACAUCAGUCUUCAUGUGGAAAGAUUGCGUGACCUCAUGAAUUUCCAGAUAAAAAUUCUUCAGCCAGAACAAGUGAGCACAAAAAUGGAAAUGUUAUUGGUUGUUUAUGGGAUUAUUGCAGGUAUUUCAAAGGCAAUCAGGCUGACUAUAGCAAAAGCGGAACUAAACCAUGGGACUAACUGA